Molecule: messenger RNA, 1766 nt
Organism: Rhagoletis zephyria (snowberry fruit fly)
Lineage: Eukaryota; Metazoa; Arthropoda; Insecta; Diptera; Tephritidae
Product: protocadherin beta-4-like
Biological process (GO): homophilic cell-cell adhesion
Cellular component (GO): plasma membrane
Molecular function (GO): calcium ion binding
Source: RefSeq, a predicted model, not a curated record
AUCAACAAAUAAAUGCAAGUUCAAACAUUUUGCAAUGGUUUAUUGACUACUUCUUUUGCUGUGGGAUCUUGGUUUAAAAUUAGUUCGACUUGAAAAUGAGGAUUACGUAUCACUGGAUAACAAGUGUUAUAGGCGUAUACAUGGUAUUUUUUAAUGGCGAUGAAAUAAAUGGUGCUAUACUGGACUCCCGUUGCUAUCUCGAAGGUGGUGGUUCGGCAGAGAGCUUUCUAGUAAAUGAAGAUCUUGAAGUAGGAGCAAUUAUUGGAAAAUUACGUAUAAAUGGAAAUCCCGAUAUUAAGGAAGGCGAUAUUGAUUUAACACUUCGUGAGAAGGACGCGCCUUUAAAAAUUGUUCCAAGUACUAAAGGUUUAUCAUUAGCCGUGGAAUUAGAUAAAGAAGGAGUUCGUGGCCCGUCUUCAAUUUACGUCAAUGUAAUUUGCACUCGACGUCGAUCUACCGAUCCUAGUUUCGUUAUUCCGAUAAACGUACGCGUGAUCGAUGUUAACGAUAACGCCCCACUCUGGAUAGGUGCACCAUAUACGCUCACCCUCUCGGAAGUCACUGUACCUGGUACGAGGAUACUUCAAGGUGCACAUGCCGAAGAUGCUGAUCAGCCGGGCCCGUUUUCCAUGGUUGAAUACCAGACUUUGCCAGGCCCAUAUUAUGGAUUUGUGCAGUUUCUAAGCCCACUCGAAGGUACACUAGUACUGAAAAAGUCAUUGGAUUACGAGACUUUGCAAAAUUUUUCUGUGAAACUAAGAGCCCAAGAUCAAGGCAGUCCACCUAAGUAUACCGACACUACAUUGAGAGUAGUUAUUACAGAUGCAGAUGAUCAAAAUCCUAAAUUUCAGUAUGAAUCAUACUCAGGGGAGCUACCAACUGAUGGCCGGCCAGCGGAAUUAAGAUUACGCCCUGAAUCAAUAAAAGCAGUCGAUCAGGACGAGGGCAUAUGCGCCCCUAUGCAGUACUCAAUCGUUCAAUCACAGGACACUAAAAACUUUCGAAUCCAUCCAAAUAGUGGCAUUAUUAGCUUGCUCACGCCAAUCGGUUACGGGGAUCUUGUCAACGGUGCCACGUUGGUGGUGAAGGCAACACAAGUAGACAAUGCAGAUCGUUAUGCACUGACAACAGUUAUGUUGACUCGAACUGGAAAGAAUUCCGAUAUAACCAGUUUGUCAUUUGUGCAGAAAAGAUUUUUGAUGCGCAUACGCGAGGACACGGCCGUGGGAAACCGUAUUUUAGCUUUGCCUUCAAAUAAACCAGGAAAGCACUUGAAAUAUACUAUUCUGGAUCCAGUGAAUUCGAAAUUCUUCAGUGUGGGCUCAUUAGGGGAAGUAAUUUUAGUUAAACCCCUGGAUUAUGAAAAAAUUACAAAGCACGAGUUCGAAGUAAUGGCUACUGAUGGUUUGACAAAUAUUACCGCGGAUAUCACAUUGGAAGUAAUUGAUGUAAAUGACUGGGAGCCAAGAUUCCGUGAGACACAUUAUGAGUUCUUCGUACCUAAGACCACCUAUUUGAAAUUAUUCAAACGAAUAAAUAUAAUAGGUGGCAUACGCGGUACGUCUGACUCGCGAGUCAUUUGUGUACGUGUUGACUCGCCUUCAANAAAAAUUACAAAGCACGAGUUCGAAGUAAUGGCUACUGAUGGUUUGACAAAUAUUACCGCGGAUAUCACAUUGGAAGUAAUUGAUGUAAAUGACUGGGAGCCAAGAUUCCGUGAGACACAUUAUGAGUUCUUCGUACCUAAGACCGUAAGUACAAGUUAA